Gasterosteus aculeatus aculeatus (three-spined stickleback) is the source of this 1080-nucleotide messenger RNA. The record is from RefSeq and is a predicted model, not a curated record. Lineage: Eukaryota; Metazoa; Chordata; Actinopteri; Perciformes; Gasterosteidae.
UCGAAGCGUCGGCACAUCUCAUCACUACUUCUCUCCUUCCCGGUGAAACAAGCGGACGUUAAAAUGCGACUUGUCGGGGCGGAGAUCUCGGUUCUGUCUCUCCUGAUGAUGAGCCUUCACGGCGCUGCAGCACUGACUCACUCUCUGAAGUUUUUCCUCACUGCGUCCUCUGGACUCCCAAACUUCCCAGAGUUUGUGGUUGUUGGGCUGCUGGAUGAAGUUGAGGUUGUUCACUAUGACAGUGACACCAGGAGAGCAGAACCCAGACAGGACUGGAUGAGCAGAGUCACAGAGGAUGAUCCUCAGUACUGGAAGAGAAACACUGAGAUCAAUAUGGACACCCAGCAGGACUUCAAAGCCAACAUUGAAAUAGCAAAACAAAGCUUCAACCAAACUGGAGGUGUCCACAUUGUCCAGAGGAUGAUCGGCUGUGAAUGGUAUGAUGAGACCAAUGAGGUCAAUGGUUAUGAUCAGUAUGGUUAUGAUGGAGAAGACUUCAUAUCAUUUGACCUGCAGACAGAGCAAUGGAUCGCUGCAAAACAGGAGGCUUCCAUCAUCAAACAGAAGUGGAAUCAGAACAGAGCUCUGAUAGCAGGGAAGAAGAACUUCCUGACUCAUGAGUGUCCUGAGGGGCUGAAGAAGUUCUUGAGCUACGGGAGGAGCUCUCUGAUGAGAACCGAGCGUCCCUCGGUAUUUCUCCUCCAGAAGACUCCCUCCUCUCCAGUCAGCUGCCACGCUACAGGUUUCUACCCCGACAGAGCCGCCCUCUUCUGGAGGAAAGAUGGAGAGGAGCUCCAUGAGGACGUGGACCUCGGAGAGAUCCUCCCCAACCACGACGGGACCUUCCAGAUGAGGGUUGACCUGAAACUGUCCUCCGUCCCUGCUGAAGACUGGAGGAGGUACGACUGUGUGUUCCAGCUGUCUGGUGUGGACGAGGACAUCGUCACCAAACUGGACAAGACCAGGACCAACACGGGUAGGUCUGAGACCCGGAGCGGUGAAGGAGGGAAGCAAACAUCCACUUUGUCCACUUUGUGUGUUUUAGAUUUGGGAAGUUUUGUUUUCUUACAUUUCUAGUCU